AAAAAGUACGGACGGGAAAAAUAACAAAACAACAAAAAUCCAAACUGUUGGAACUAAUCAGGGCUAACACCCGUGUAGCCAGUGGCCAAUUUGUGGGCGUCAGUGGCGCAAAAAAUUCCCAACAAGUGUGGGACACGGUGAGGGGGGAGCUAAAUGCAUGCGGAGGUGCAUGCAAGACCACUGAACAGUGGAAGAAGUGUUGGUCGGACUGGAAGGUUGCAGUGAAGAAGCAACAAAGUGCCUACAACAGAUUCAAAAAUUUUACCGGCAACCGUCCUGCCAGUGAAGGACCGAAACCAUGUGAAGGUUUGGAUGCGGAGGUAUUGGAGUUAUUUCCAGCAGCAGUCCUUGAUGGAGAUGGUAAAACAAUUGAAGCCGGAGUCCAUGAGGAGAACGUGGAUGAGACACUCGAAGACGAGUACUUGGCUGAAUAUCUCAUCGAAGACGAAAUGCCAAGUACGUCUAAGGCCGCUUCUGCUGAGAAGAAGUUCAAUAUCUGCGCAUCCAAAUCGACAUUUCAUUCAUCGCUGCUAGAAGUCAAAAAAGAACUGUCAGCUCAGAACGAAGUUCAUAUGAGAAAAUUAGAUGAUAUUAUUAAUAUACUCAAGGAAAUGAAUUCAAAUAUUUUAACAUUAAUAAAUAAAAUACAAUAA
Molecule: messenger RNA, 653 nt
Organism: Rhagoletis pomonella (apple maggot)
Lineage: Eukaryota; Metazoa; Arthropoda; Insecta; Diptera; Tephritidae
Exons: 3
Source: RefSeq, a predicted model, not a curated record